AUUAAAUUAAUCAAUUAAAAGUUGGUGCAUGUCUUGUUUAAAACUGUCGAUUAAUGCUAAGCAAAGAUCCCACAGCUCACAUCACCCAUUCCAAAAUUAAAAUCAAUCAAAUAGACACCAAAAUGUCUUUGAAAUGACCAAAUCUAGAAACAAAGUGCUUCUUUUUUGUUGUUUCCCAACCUUUGUAAUACUUUUUUUAGUCCCAUCCGCCAAACACACCCUACAAUACUAUAUAAGCAGAUCAAGGCAUUAUUACUUUUAAACUUUUCUUUCAACUGUAGACCAAGUUAGUAAUAAAAAUGGGUACUAUCUCCCACCACUUGUCCCUUAGCAUCCUAUGCUCCGUCGACAAAAAUGCUCGAAAACCGAAUAAACAGAAACUCCACUGCGUCAAGAUAAACGGGACCAAGAGUAGUAACAACGUGCAGUUAUUGAGCCAAGAUAAUAAUAAUAAUCAUGUAAUUGCAAUAAGCCCUUGUGUUGAUGAGAAUGUUUCGGUAUUCGAGCAGCAAAACCGUCAGAAUAUCCCGACGAAGAAGCAGUUGAUCGAUCCGUAUCGUCAGGGAAUUGUCAUAGAAGACGGUGUUGGAUACAGACAGACAGUUGUCGUCAGGUCAUACGAAGUGGGCCCCGAUAAAACCACCACCAUCGAGAGCAUACUCAAUUUGCUUCAGGAAACGGCAUUGAAUCAUGUAUGGAUGUCGGGGCUACUAAGCGACGGGUUUGGUGCGACACACGGGAUGAUGAAAAACAAUCUGAUUUGGGUUGUUUCGAGAAUGCAAGUUCAAGUCGAUCAUUAUCCAAUCUGGGGAGAGGUGAUUGAAAUAGACACAUGGGUUGGAGCAUCAGGUAAGAAUGGAAUGAGGAGAGACUGGCAGCUCAGGAGCCAAGCCACUGGCCUCGUUUUCGCACGCGCAACCAGCACAUGGGUGAUGAUGAACGAGAAAACGAGGCGUCUAUCAAAGAUUCCAGACGAAGUAAGGGCUGAGAUUGCACCGUGGUUCAUAAAGAAGCAAGCCAUAAAAGACGAAAUUCCUGAGAAGAUACACAAACUGGAUUCCAAUGCAACCUAUGUUCACUCAGACUUGAAGCCGAAAAGAAGUGAUUUGGACAUGAACCAUCACGUUAAUAACGUGAAGUAUGUCGGAUGGAUGCUCGAGACAAUUCCCGAUGAAUUCAUGGAGAAGCACCAGCUUUCGGACAUGAUACUAGAAUACCGACGAGAGUGUGGUAGCUCCGAUGUGGUGCAGUCACUCUGCGAGCCGCAACAAUACGAAGGGCUUCUAAAAACUGGGAUUGAUCAACAAUAUAAUAAUAAACAUAACCACAUUGGAUUGAAUGGGAACUCAUUUUCUUCGGAAAUUCUCGAGAGAAAAGGUUUGCUCGGGUGCUUAAAUAUCGGGCCGUUUAGCUUCACUCAUCUGCUACACGUAAAAGGGGAACUCAAGAAUGAAGAAAUAGUGAGGGGAAAGACCUUAUGGAAGAAAAAAAUCAAUUCUGCACCAUUUCAUUCUUAGCAAAAUUUAUUCUGUAGCGUUAAACGAGCCAGUCGACUUCUUCGGGAAGCAGAACGAAAAAUGUACACAAAUAAAAUGUGCCAAAUUGAAAAAAAAGACAUGGAAUUUGUACAAAUAAAAUUGUAAUAAG
Messenger RNA from Erythranthe guttata (spotted monkey flower), 1647 nucleotides. RefSeq names its product palmitoyl-acyl carrier protein thioesterase, chloroplastic. Lineage: Eukaryota; Viridiplantae; Streptophyta; Magnoliopsida; Lamiales; Phrymaceae. Gene Ontology annotation, molecular function: fatty acyl-[ACP] hydrolase activity; acyl carrier activity. Gene Ontology annotation, biological process: fatty acid biosynthetic process. The record is from RefSeq and is a predicted model, not a curated record.